AUGGACGCAGAGGACACACUCCCACCUGCAAACCCACCUGCAGUUCCAGUAGUAGCCCUAGCAACAGCCCUGGCAGCCAACCCAGCAGCACACCCAGCAGCCGACCCCACAGUGAACCCGGCAGUGAACCCCGCAGCAAACCCGGCAGCGCACCUGGCAGCGGACCCCACAGUGAACCCGGCAGCGGACCCCACAGUGAACCCGGCAGCGGACCCCACAGUGAACCCAGCAGCGGACCCCGCAGUGAACCCCGCAGCGCACCCGGCAGCGGACCCCGCAGUGAAUCCGGCAGCGGACCACACAGUGAACCAGGCAGCAGACCCCACAGUGAACCCGGCAGUGCGCCCCGCAGUGCACCCGGCAGCGGAAUCCACAGUGAACCAGGCAGCAGACCCCACAGUGAACCCGGCAGCAGACCCCACAGUGAACCCGGCAGUGAACCCCACAGUGAACCCCACAGCGCACCCGGCAGCGCAACCGGCAGCGGACCACGCAGUGAACCUGGCAGCGGACCCCGCAGCGGACCAGGCAGCAAACCCUGCAGUGAACCAAGCAGCGGCCCCAGUGAACCCGGCAGUGAACCUCGCAGCGGACCCGGCAGCGGACCCCGCAGUGAACCCGGCAGCAGUCCCCACAGUGAACCUGACAGUGGACCCCACAGUGAACCCCGCAGCGGACCCCGCAGUGAACCCGGCAGUGAACCCAGCAGCGUACCCAGCAGCGGACCUAGCAGUGAACCCGGCAGCUGACUCCACAGUUGGCCCAGCAGCGGACCCCACAGUGAACCCGGCAGCGGACCCCACAGUGAACCCAGCAGUGGACCCCGCAGUGAACCAGGCAGUGCACCCGGCAGCGGACCCCCCAGUGAACCCGGCAGCCGACCCCACAGUGAACCCGGCAGCGGACCCCACAGAGAUACUGGCAGUGCAACCGGCAGCGAACCCCACAGUGAACCCCACAGUGAACCCCGCAGCGCACCCGGCAGCGGAACACGCAGUGAACCCGGCAGUGGACCCGGCAGCGAACCCCGCAUUGAAACCGGCAGCGGACCCCAGUGAACCCAGCAGCAGACCCUGCAGUGAACCCGGCAGCAGACCCGACAGGAUACCGGCAUUGCACCCGGCAGCGGACCCCACAGUGAACCCGGCAGUGAACCCCACAGUGAACCCAGCAGCGCACCCGGCAGCGGACUACGCAGUGAACCUGGCAGCAAACCCCGCAGUGAACCCGGCAGCGGGCCCCACAGUGAACCCGGCAGCGGACCCCACAGUGAACCCGACAGCAGAGCCGGCAGUGAACCCGGCAGUGGACCCCGCAGUGAACCCAGCAGCGCACCCGGCAGCAGACCCCACAGUGAACCCGGCAGCGGACCCCGCAGUGAACCCGGCAGCGGACCCCACAGUGAUACCGGCAGUGCACCCGGCAGCGGACCCCACAGUGAACCCCGCAGCGCACCCAGCAGCGGACCACGCAGUAAACCAGGCAGCGGACCCGGCAGCAAACCCCGCAGUGAACCCGGCAGCGGACCCGGCAGUUAACCCGGCAGAUGACCCGGCAGCAACGGACCCCACAGUGAACCCAGCAGCGCACCCGGCAGCGGACCACGCUGUGAACCUGGCAGCGAACCCCGCAGUGGGCCCCACAGUGAACCCGGCAGCGGACCCCACAGUGAACCCGACAGCAGAGCCGGCAGUGAACCCGGCAGUAGACCCCGCAGUGAACCCAGCAGCGCACCCGGCAGCAGACCCCACAGUGAACCCGGCAGCGGACCCCGCAGUGAACCCGGCAGCGGACCCCACAGUGAACCCGACAGUGGACCCCACAGUGAACCCGGCAGCGGACCCCGCAGUGAGCCCGGCAGUGAACCCAGCAGCGCACUCGGCAGCGGACCUAGCAGUGAACCCGGCAGCAGACUCCACAGUUGGCCCGGCAGCGGACCCCACAGUGAACCCGGCAGCGGACCCCACAGUGAACCCAGCAGUGGACCCGGCAGUAAACCAGGCAGUGCACCCGGCAGCGGACCCCGCAGUGAACCCGGCAGCGGACCCCACAGUGAACCCGGCAGCCGACCCCACAGUGAACCCGGCAGCGGACCCCACAGGGAUACCGGCAGUGCACCCGGCAGCGGACCCCACAGUGAACCCCGCAGCGCACCCGGCAGCGGACCACGCAGUGAACCAGGCAGCGGACCCGGCAGCGAACCCCGCAGUGAACCCGGCAGCGGACCCGGCAGUUAACCCGGCAGAUGACCGGCAGCAGAGCGCCUACGCGGACCCCACAGUGAUCCCGGCAGCGGACCCCACAGUGAACCCAGCAGUUGACCCGGCAGUAAACCAGGCAGUGCACCCGGCAGCGGACCCCGCAGUGAACCCGGCAGCGGACCCCACAGUGAACCCGGCAGCCGACCCCACAGUGAACCCGGCAGCGGACCCCACAGUGAUACCGGCAGUGCACCCGGCAGCGGACCCCACAGUGAACCCCGCAGAGCACCCGGCAGCGGACCACGCAGUGAACCAGGCAGCGGACCCGGCAGCGAACCCCGCAGUGAACUCGGCAGCGGACCCGUCAGUGAACCCGGCAGAUGACCUGGCAGCAGAGCGCUCACGGUAA
Messenger RNA from Dreissena polymorpha, 2610 nucleotides. Its product is annotated as mucin-1-like. The transcript has 4 exons. NCBI's taxonomy places the organism in Eukaryota, Metazoa, Mollusca, Bivalvia, Myida, Dreissenidae. The record is from RefSeq and is a predicted model, not a curated record. Bases 1 to 2610 code for a protein of 869 amino acids.